AUGAAUGGAAAUCAGACGUACUAUUUUGCUCAUGCUAAUUUGGUUCGGCAGUAAGUUAUGUUGAUGUAAAAUGGAAUUCGGCAAGGUUAGGCUUCAAGUAGGUUUGUAGGCUUGAGUUGAAGUUACGCCUGAGGCUAGGACUUAAACUGGGGUUAUGAGGGUUAGGGCUAGAUCUAGAGCUACGUCUAAAACUAGAGCUAGGGUUAGAGUUAGUAUUAGGGCUAGGGAUCAAGCUAGGACUAAAAAUAAGGCUAGUUCUAGAGCUAGGAAUAGGGCUAGAAAUAGGGCUAAGGAUAGAACAUGGCUAGGAUGACAAUUGACUAAGACCAGGAACGAAGUUAAAAAGCUAGAGCUACGGCUCUUGUUAAGACAAGGGAUAGCUGAAUAGCGCGUUACAUGCCAAUGUCUAAAAGUAUAUCAUCUUCAGACCCCCAAAACCAAUCAAACCCCCAUCAAACUCGAGUGACGUCUACAUCAUUAUAUUAGACUCUGUUAGUGCCAGUAGCUUUCAACGAGCCUUCCAAUCGACUAAGCAGUAUCUAGAACAAAAACACUCAGCCAUCUUCUUUCCUUACCUAAACAGAGUUGGAGAAAACAGUCGACCAAAUAACUAUGCCUUUUUGGUUAAUGAAAGGCCUGAAAAUCUGCCGGCUAGUCCUUGGAACAAGUUUUUAGGACAAGGCAUGGAUGGAAAAAUGUGUAGAGAUUCAAUUAUGAACUAUGACUACAUUGGAAAGGAUUUUGAGCUGGCUGGAUAUCGGACUAUGAUUGAUACUGAUUGGUUUUAUGGACUAUUCGAGUAUCCUGAUUGUAGAGGGUUUGGCAUGGUACCCACGGAUCAUUAUCUACAGUAG
This is a messenger RNA of Bursaphelenchus okinawaensis, 854 nucleotides long. Lineage: Eukaryota; Metazoa; Nematoda; Chromadorea; Rhabditida; Aphelenchoididae. The record is from the annotation of a GenBank genome assembly.